CAACACCGUGAAGCGUAACACACUCCGAGGAGCGUGUUCAAGGUCGCCGCUGUUUUGCUUGCAACAACGAGCGAUGCGUCUGCAGCGGUGGUUUCUCGAAAUCUGCCAGGAACAGCAUCGCUUCCGACCACUUUUGCGCUCGAAGCUUGUCGCGCCGGGGAGGAGGGGGAAGCUGCGUCGAUUGCCCUCUUCCGUCACUUGGAAGAUGGAGAGGUUCUAGCUGCGCGCUGCCAGCUUAUAUGCAUGCGGCCUGGACGUCAACUCGCAUUAAUUGUCAAUGCUCCGGUGGCAGUCUCUCUUGCUUGUCUUCCCGCAUGUACCAGUACAUUCUUUAUGGCUUUUCAUUUCUUCUUGCUCACUGCAAGAAUCACUUUCAACCUGUAGCGGUCGCGCAGUGCGAACGGCUAGCAAAGUUCACCGAGGUGUGGCACUGUGAUUCACAUCCAGACCGAGCGUCUGCACAAGCAUUUGCAGCACACUGAGACCGACCAUAUCAAGGACAGAAUAUCGUGAUCUUAAGACAGUCCAAUUAUAUGCAAUAAACAAAUACGUCACGUGACAGGCGAGACACGGCCCGAAUGACUACUCGGUCUGAGCUUUUAAUGACAAAUGUACGGUCAUGACUGAGCGUGCAGCAAUAGUACCGAAGGUGUUGGUAUGCCAAGUGUGCGUCCGAAAGUGGAAUCUGCACAGAAGGCACCCGUUAUCGUAUGUGAAGAGCAAAACGCAGGAUCGUCCCGUUUCCGGAUGACGAACGUUGUUUUUGCGAGACAGCACGCGACGCACCGAUCGUUGUCGGAGCCCGCGGGCGCGCCGACAUCCGCGUUCGACUCCCUCGCGGUGUCGCCACGAGGAAGGGCCGCAUCGCUGCGCGCACAUCGUGACAGGGCGCCGCAUAAUGGGCGGGGAUCGCCUAAUGGAUGCUGCCGCCGGUCGCGCAGUGACCGCCGGGGUUCACGUCCGCAGGCGCGGCCUGUCCGGUUGUGACGGCGAAGGAGCAACGGCUUCCCACCCCGUCUUUGGCCACGCUUGUUUUCGUCUUCGCCGCUCCAGCGAAAGCCGCUCGAGCGGCGAGGAGGGAUGAACUUGAACGGCGCUUCCUUCCUGGCGAGGUGAUGACGCUGUCUCAGGCCGUUUACACGGGAGCGUCACGUGACCGCCUAUUUGCUUAUGUUUGUGUGCGCCGGUGUGCUUUUCUAUAAAGGGGCAAGUCGGAUGCCCAUUGCGCGCAGGCUAAUGCGAGCGCCGGCAGAGGCUUCUUCUCACGAGCAGGACAGCUAGCGCGGUGCACGGAACCGCGCACCAUGAAGCCUGUUUUGAUACUGGUGACUGUCCUUGCAUUUGCGAGCGGCGGUUCGGUGAGCCAGCAAAGGGUUGCAACGCGCACCGGCACAAGUACGCACUUCAAGACACAGGACAGCCAAGGAAACUACAGAUUCGGCUACGACGUAGUGCAUUCUUCGGGCAGCAGCUUCCACAAAGAGGAGAGCUUCCAAUGGAGUCAAGGUUGGGUCGUACGGGCUGCGAGACAUCGAUGGCCGCGUCCGCGUCGUCAACUACGUUGCGGACGCGCAAGGAUUCCGCGCCGACGUGCGCACCAACGAGCCGGGGGUGGAACCCAUGAAGGACCCCGCCGGCGCCACCAUAAGCCGCCCGCCGCCGGUCGCUGCUCUGCCGCCCGUGGAUUUCACGGCGGACGAACCGUCCAGCGCGGCGGCAGACGAGCCCUCCGACGAGGACGAAGAGGCCGUGGCUACUGCAGAACCCACGGUGAGCCUCGCCGAGAUACCUGCGACACCGGAAGGCACCGCGGAUGUGCCUGCAGCAUUGUCGACGAGCGCCACGUCGGGUCAUUCGACGGUGGUGCCUCCAGUGAGCGUCGAGCCUAUCGAAAAGCAGCCUGGUGCCGCCAAAGACACGGACACACCCGUCAGUGCCCAUGCGGGAGGCGACGUUGCCCCGCCCGCAGUUUUGACCGAUGCGGACGACGUUAGCGCGAAGCCGCCUCCUCGCCGCCGCACCAAGCCCAGGCCUCCCGUAUUCCCGCCGUCUCCAUCCGUGCCCUCGGAGUCUCCUCCUCCGGCUGCCAAAGAGAUCGGCGGGGAAUCCUCCGGUCCGUCUCCAAAAAGGCCCGGCGCCCACCGCGGCGGCACCCCUCCGAGGCGCACGGUCGAUCUGCCCAGGUACCCGUUCUACGUGGACGCAGCAGACGUGCACAUCGUCGGGCCAGCCUUUCACCACCCGGCACCGGCCGUGCCUUUCCACCGAAGGCCCGGAGGCUUCCAGGUGGCCGCUUUCCACGGGGGAUUCCCGUUCAAGGUGGCCUCCGCGAGGCCUUUCUCGCCGACCGCGUUCGGGUACUUCCCCGCCGGUGUGCCCCAGUUGCCCUUCGCCCCACGCCACCCGGCUGCCUUCCACCCGGCAUUCUACGCGAACCCCGCGUUAGCGUCGGCCUUCUUCCACUCUGCGCAACUGAGCCACGCGGGUUUUCCCUUCGGCCAGCUCAAGUGGCCCUACCACGCACCCUUUCUGCCGCCAGUUGUGGCGUUCCCCUUCUAAGGAGCACCGCAGCAGCCGCCGCACACUAUCCGACGUCAACAAAUUAUAGAACGCGCGUUCGCGUUUAUGUGCUAUUCCCACUCUGACGCUCAGUUCUGAGGCUAUAGCAGCAUCUUUGGCGGCGGAUACGUGAGGUCGCGCACGUGAGAUGCUCCACACUUAUGCUUCCCUGUUCGCGUAUCACUCCGGCCCGAUAAAGCCCCUGCAUGACGUUUUCCACCGACCAGUUCGGAAGAGCGUCGAUCAAGGGGCUUGACGGCCCGACAGCGCGCAGGGCCUCACGGUCUCAUAUACGCGAUCGUAGCUCGCCAAGAGGCAGCUGCGUGACGUCAACUUCUGUGAAACCGCGACGGAAACUCUCCCAAGGCGGACGCAUUCCGCGAUGGCUGUGCUUCCUGGCUGUCUCUCGUCGAGCAAACAUCCACUCACGAUUGCACUGCCAACUGUAAUUGCAGCGCCGCCUUUCCAAAGAACGUGCGGUGGAAUACGCUCGAGCAUUAAGGAUACCCACCGAUCUCUGAGCUUCUCACAGUUUCCCACGACACCGGUCUGCAUUCGCGCUGCCCAAACGUGUUGAGACUAUCGAGAUGCACGUUCUCUCUGGCUGCGCGCUGUCGUUUGUCAGUCUUUCAGACAAGCUUCGAGGCAAAGCGUUUCGGCUGGAAGAAGUAAGUUAGCGGCAUUCGCAGGUCUAUACAGCUGGUCAUAUAUGAACGCGGGUCGCGCUUUUCGGCACGCCUUUCUCGACCACAGAACUGCGCGUUUCAUUCCGCAGGCUUGUCGCAACUUUACAUUGCGCGGACGUUUGCUCAAGGAUAAAUCGUGCCGACGUCUUCCGGAUUCGGAGAUGUAGUUCCUGUGCUUUUUUUUUUUUCUGUCCUGGUGCCAAGGCGGCUGAAUAUGCUGCAGAAAUAAACACGUUUACUGUAUACCUGUAUGCGUCUCUGGCUUCUAUUUAUUGCAUGCGACAAAAAUAGACACCGAAAAAGGUACGGCGUAUAUACCUACUAUCGAGAAUUAGUACUUAACCGGAAAAUUCGCGCGCUUAAGCGCAAUUUGGUGCGGGAAGAAACUUACGCGUACAUAGCCGUUCUCUGAUUUUUUUUU
Messenger RNA from Dermacentor silvarum, 3666 nucleotides. RefSeq lists its product as uncharacterized. NCBI's taxonomy places the organism in Eukaryota, Metazoa, Arthropoda, Arachnida, Ixodida, Ixodidae. Bases 1621 to 2559 code for a protein of 312 amino acids. The record is from RefSeq and is a predicted model, not a curated record. The transcript has 3 exons.